This is a messenger RNA of Lithohypha guttulata, 633 nucleotides long. RefSeq lists its product as uncharacterized. Gene Ontology annotation, biological process: positive regulation of DNA-templated transcription, elongation; mRNA export from nucleus. The record is from RefSeq and is a predicted model, not a curated record. The coding region runs from base 1 to 633 and encodes 210 amino acids. NCBI's taxonomy places the organism in Eukaryota, Fungi, Ascomycota, Eurotiomycetes, Chaetothyriales, Trichomeriaceae. Gene Ontology annotation, cellular component: THO complex part of transcription export complex. The transcript has a single exon. Gene Ontology annotation, molecular function: mRNA binding.
AUGACCGUCGAAGAUAUCAUUGUCGCACCCGAACUCACACCAUCCCUUGCGACAGCCCAAGCAACCCUACAGCAAACCCUCGCAAUCAUAGAUCUUUUAUCAGCGAAUGCAACUACACCAACCACCCUAGAACUACAGCGCACCGUAGCACGACAAAACAGAAUCCUGCAAGCUUACUUGGCUCGUCUGAAGCAACAAACCCGUCGCACCGCCUUUAUCGCCAGGUCUACCAAAGCGCAGACAGCAGACGCCAGGAGAGAAGUCGAUGGCUUACUCCUGCAGUUGCAGAACUUGUAUUACGAGCAGCGCCAUCUACUAGGAGAGAUUGCGGCUUGUGAAGAUUAUCCUCAUGCUUUUCGGGAAUUGCCGCUUGUUGAUGAGGAGGAGUAUCUGGAGCAUUUUCCUGAGCAUGAGGAGUUGGACGAGAGCGCGCUAAUGGAGCGGAGGAUAAACCACGAGCAGGAAGAGAGGGACCGCAUCGAUGAAGAGAGGAAGGAAUUGGUUAAGAGGAAGGAUCAGUUGGUUUUGGAAAAUACACGGCGGAAAGAGGUGGUGAAGAAGAUGGACGAGAAGCUGGAAAGCUGGGUGGAUGGUCUGGCUAAGUUAGAGGAGGAGUUGAAGGUGGCUCUAUGA